AUGCACGCCAUCACAGCUAUCUUGGCACUCGCUGCGGGUAGCGUGAUUGCCGCUCCAGUCGAUACCGUCGCUGAGCGUGCUACCGCCACAGAACUCAACACUGCCGCUAAAGCAGCUGGCAAAGUGUACUUCGGUACCGCUGUCGAUAAUGGUGACCUAGGGAACUCCCAGUACACCUCAGAGGAAAAGAACACCGCAGAUUUCGGCCAGAUCACACCAGCAAACUCCAUGAAGUGGGAUGCCAUCGAAGCCAGCCGCGGAAAGUUCACCUACACCCAGGGCGAUGUAAUUGCGAACCUCGCCAAGACCAAUGGACAGAAGCUUCGCUGCCACAACCUUGUUUGGCACAACCAACUGCCUAGCUGGGUCUCCAGCGGCAACUUCGACAAUGCCACCUUGAUCUCGAUUAUGAAGAAUCAUAUCACGAACGAGGUCACCCACUAUAAGGGUCAGUGCUACGCGUGGGAUGUCGUAAACGAGGCCAUCAACGACGAUGGCAGUGGCACCCUCCGCUCUGACCCCUUCCACAACACGAUCGGUCCAGCCUACCUCCCAAUCGCCUUCGCGACUGCUCAUGCUGCGGAUCCCAGUGCGAAGCUUUACUACAACGACUACAACAUCGAGACUCUUGGUGUCAAGUCGACCGCUGCUCAGAACAUCGUCAAGAUGAUUAAGGCUUAUGGCGCUCCGAUUGACGGUGUUGGGCUCCAGAGUCACUUCGUGUCCGGCUCCACCCCAACCACAGCUCAGCAAGUCGCCAACAUGAACGCAUUCACAGCGCUGGGCGUCGACGUCGCCAUUACCGAGCUCGACAUCCGCGUCAAGACACCCGAGACCUCCGCCGAGUUGACGCAGCAAGCCACCGACUACUCCAGCACCAUCAAGGCCUGCAAGCAAGUCUCCCGCUGUGUCGGUGUCACUCUCUGGGACUGGAAUGACAAGAACAGCUGGGUUCCCGGUACAUUCCCUGGCUAUGGUGCUGCCACUCCGUGGGAUACCAACUUCCAGAAGAAGACUGCCGUGUAUAACGCAAUCAUCAGUGCGUGGCAAUCGUAG
Messenger RNA from Recurvomyces mirabilis, 1056 nucleotides. RefSeq lists its product as uncharacterized. The record is from RefSeq and is a predicted model, not a curated record. The transcript has 3 exons. Bases 1 to 1056 code for a protein of 351 amino acids. NCBI's taxonomy places the organism in Eukaryota, Fungi, Ascomycota, Dothideomycetes, Mycosphaerellales, Teratosphaeriaceae. Gene Ontology annotation, biological process: carbohydrate metabolic process. Gene Ontology annotation, molecular function: hydrolase activity, hydrolyzing O-glycosyl compounds.